Messenger RNA from Danio aesculapii, 5909 nucleotides. RefSeq names its product establishment of sister chromatid cohesion N-acetyltransferase 1 (gene esco1). NCBI's taxonomy places the organism in Eukaryota, Metazoa, Chordata, Actinopteri, Cypriniformes, Danionidae. Gene Ontology annotation, molecular function: protein-lysine-acetyltransferase activity. Gene Ontology annotation, biological process: mitotic sister chromatid cohesion. The record is from RefSeq and is a predicted model, not a curated record. Gene Ontology annotation, cellular component: nucleus; chromatin.
CCGAAGAAGACGCAGCGCCGGAAGUGAGGCUAAACUUUGCUCCACACAGCGGAAAACAGCUGUUGUUUAGAAACAGGAAUAGAUAGGAUGCCUGGGCAGAAAAGAAAGAUGUCUUCUUCUGAACCUGAAGUUAAAAAAACAAAGCUGGACCGAAAUCUCAUGGAGUCUGAUAAAUCUCAAAAACCCAAAAGAGGAAGACCGCCAAAAGGUAAAGUGCUGGAAGCACAGCCAUCAAAACAGAAACAUCAGACAGAGUCAAGGGAGGAAAACGGAAAGCCUAUUCGGCGAUCCUCUCGCUUGAAAACACCACCGAAAAAAGGCACUAGAGGAAGACGGCGGAAAGAUGGGGAGAAGCCUAAAGUCUCUGAGGAGAAAUCCUCCCAAAAAAUGACUGUCCUGAAAAAAGGAAACAAGAAGUAUGUUUCAAGAGUAAAGAGAGAAAAGCCCUCAAUCUCUGAAACCAUCAAAACAGUAGCAGCCAUAUUCCCUGUGCAAGUAGAGCACAAUUACGGGCGAUUGUUUGACGUGCAGGCUGAAGAGAUCACGCUUCCUAAACCUGACAAAAUCCAUGUGGCUAAUAAAAGUGAAAUGCAGGCGCUUGACGACACACAAGCAAGCAAAGCAGAAGAGCAAAAAGAGCUGCAGGCAGAACCUAUUGAUAAAAUUACCGUCAGCGUAGAUGCAAAAGUAGACGUGAUGAGCAAAUCUCCUCCACCACUAGAGGCUCUUUUCAAAGUCAUCCAAGAAACCAGCAUCACUAAACACUCAUUCUCUGGCAAAGACAUUUCUGAUAUGGAUGAGUUGGAAGUAGUGAACACAUGUUCACUCCAGGACAGUGUGCAAAGUACAGACGUGGCCAAAGUGUUUCUUCAAGACUCGGAUGCGUUUCUGGAUGAUGUAGAGAUUGAAAACUGCGUUGUGGAGAUUGAAACCUACGAGGAUUUGGAUGGCGAUCAAGAAGAGGUGUCGAAAAAGCAAGCAAGUGAAUGUGUGACCUGUCAAGAGGUCAAUUCUUCGCCGCCUUUGCCCCAAGAAAGUGCAACAGACUCUUCUCAAGAGCUUCCGAAAAAGCAAGCGAUGAACCCACAGGCUCGAACGAAAGCACGUCUGGCAGCUUUAGCUGAGGAAAGAGCGGCUGCCGCCAAGAAACCCCCACCGAGACACUUCAACCUCCUGGCUCUCUGUGAGGAAAUCGCAGAUGACAUCGCAUCCGAUGCUCCAGGAGCUGCAGACAAGCAAACGUCUGAGCAACAACAGGAGGAUCAUGAAUCUGAAGACGUGAGUGAAUGUACGGAAGUUAGUGAAUCAAAAGAUGUGAGUGUAUCUAAGGAAGUGAAUGAAUCUAAAGACCUGAGUGAACCCAAAGAUGCAAGUGAAUCUAAGGAGGUGUCUGAAAAUAAAGAGAUUUCUGAAACUAAGGAGAUGUGUGAACCUGAGGAGGUGGUCUCUGAAAACACGGCUCCUCCUGAAACACCCAAUGAAGAGACAGCUGAUCCCAGGCCUGAGGAUGGUACGCCUAAGAAACGUUUUUUCCUCAGCCAGAUGUCUGUGCCUCUCAAAACACAGGAGAAGAAGAAACUCUCCCGCUUUCAGAGGCUCAGGCAGGUGGAGCUUCAGCGGGAUAAGUUGACUUGGACUCGUGUGAAGAAGUUGAAGUCUGAUCAGGUCAAUCAGGCUGGCUCUCAAAAGGAGACCGACGCUUCAUCAGUCUUGCCCAGCCCUCCCACCCCCCCUGCCCAGGUUUCUAUUACAGAAAGUGUGCCAAUGGGUUUGGUUGAACCCAAACGGGCGCUUCCGGCUCAGGCGCCACCCAUGCCUAAUGGAAUAACCACCCCGAAACCCAAACCAGUGGUGGAGUAUAAACCCUAUACUCCCAGACGCAAGUAUUCACCGGAUGACUUUGAACUCGAUGGUCUUGAAGAGGAGACCACUAAACCAGCAGCACCCAAAAAUGAGGGUAAAGCAGAACAGUGGUCUUCAUCAGCUAAAGUGCAGCCCAAACCAGCAGUGGAGAGGAAGCUUAGGUAUUCCCACUACUGCAGCCUCUGGCUCUUCUUCAUGAUCCUCUUCUUCUCUCUCCUCCUCAUAUACACUCUCCUGUUUGGGAUCAGUGCUUUCAUCCUGUGGACAAGACUCAUAUUCUCCAUAUCCCGUCUUAUCGAAGAUGUCAGCAAGGCUGUCAUUUGCCUUCUGCCCGAUCCUGUUGAUCAAGUCAUGUCAGACUGUGGCUCACAAAGGUGCAGUCGGUGUCCAGCGUCUCCAAAUCUGUUCUGGCCUGAUGCUAUUUGGAUGCCUGGGCAGAAAAGAAAGAUGUCUUCUUCUGAACCUGAAGUUAAAAAAACAAAGCUGGACCGAAAUCUCAUGGAGUCUGAUAAAUCUCAAAAGCCCAAAAGAGGAAGACCGCCAAAAAGUAAAGUGCUGGAAGCACAGCCAUCAAAACAGAAACAUCAGACAGAGUCAAGGGAGGAAAACGGAAAGCCUAUUCGGCGAUCCUCUCGCUUGAAAACACCACAGAAAAAAGGCACUAGAGGAAGACGGCGGAAAGAUGGGGAGAAGCCUAAAGUCUCUGAGGAGAAAUCCUCCCAAAAAAUGACUGUCCUGAAAAAAGGAAACAAGAAGUAUGUUUCAAGAGUAAAGAGAGAAAAGCCCUCAAUCUCUGAAACCAUCAAAACAGUAGCAGCCAUAUUCCCUGUGCAAGUAGAGCACAAUUACGGGCGAUUGUUUGACGUGCAGGCUGAAGAGAUCACGCUUCCUAAACCUGACAAAAUCCAUGUGGCUAAUAAAAGUGAAAUGCAGGCGCUUCACGACACACAAGCAAGCAAAGCAGAAGAGCAAAAAGAGCUGCAGGCAGAACCUAUUGAGAAAAUUACCGUCAGCGUAGAUGCAAAAGUAGACGUGAUGAGCAAAUCUCCUCCACCUCUAGAGGCUCUUUUCAAAGUCAUCCAAGAAACCAGCAUCACUAAACACUCAUUCUCUGGCAAAGACAUUUCUGAUAUGGAUGAGUUGGAAGUAGUGAACACAUGUUCACUCCAGGACAGUGUGCAAAGUACAGACGUGGCCAAAGUGUUUCUUCAAGACUCGGAUGCGUUUCUGGAUGAUGUAGAGAUUGAAAACUGCGUUGUGGAGAUUGAAACCUACGAGGAUUUGGAUGACGAUCAAGAAGAGGUGUCGAAAAAGCAAGCAAGUGAAUGUGUGACCUGUAAAGAGGUCAAUUCUUCGCCGCCUUUGCCCCAAGAAAGUGCAACAGACUAUUCUCAAGAGCUUCCGAAAAAGCAAGCGAUGAACCCACAGGCUCGAACGAAAGCACGUCUGGCAGCUUUAGCUGAGGAAAGAGCGGCUGCCGCCAAGAAACCCCCACCGAGACACUUCAACCUCCUGGCUCUCUGUGAGGAAAUCGCAGAUGACAUCGCAUCUGAUGCUCCAGGAGCUGCAGACAAGCAAACGUCUGAGCCACAACAGGAGGAUCAUGAAUCUGAAGACGUGAGUGAAUGUACGGAAGUUAGUGAAUCAAAAGAUGUGAGUGUAUCUAAGGAAGUGAAUGAAUCUAAAGACCUGAGUGAACCCAAAGAUGCAAGUGAAUCUAAGGAGGUGUCUGAAAAUAAAGAGAUUUCUGAAACUAAGGAGAUGUGUGAACCUGAGGAGGUGGUCUCUGAAAACACGGCUCCUCCUGAAACACCUAAUGAAGAGACAGUUGAUCCCAGGCCUGAGGAUGGUACGCCUAAGAAACGUUUUUUCCUCAGCCAGAUGUCUGUGCCUCUCAAAACCCAGGAGAAGAAGAAACUCUCCCGCUUUCAGAGGCUCAGGCAGGUGGAGCUUCAGCGGGAUAAGUUGACUUGGACACGUGUGAAGAAGCUGAAGUCUGAUCAGGUCAAUCAGGCUGGCUCUCAAAAGGAGAGCGACGCUUCGUCAGUCUUGCCCAGCCCUGCCACCCCCCCUGCCCAGGUUUCUAUUACAGAAAGUGUGCCAAAAGUGGGCUCGGUUGAACCCAAACGGGCGCUUCCGGCUCAGGCGCCACCCAUGCCUAAUGGAAUAACCACCCCGAAACCCAAACCGGUGGUGGAGUAUAAACCCUAUACUCCCAGACGCAAGUAUUCACCGGACGACUUUGAACUCGACGGUCUUGAAGAGGAGACCACUAAACCAGCAGCACCCAAAAAUGAGGGUAAAGCAGAACAGUGGUCUUCAUCAGCUAAAGUGCAGCCCAAACCAGCAGUGGAGAGGAAGCUGUGUAUUCCCACUACUGCAGAUAGCAAGUCGAAAUCCUCUCCCCAGCAAGAAACUGCCCAACAAACACAAACGGAAAACAGCAACAGUUCUAGUGUUGAACCAGAACAGAAGAAAGAGGAAAAAAACAGUCCCAAACCUGAAAGUCCAGCAGCACAGUCCAGCAAUGAAGCGGGUCAGAAGGCAUUUGGUGCGGUGACCUGUAACGUGUGUGGGAUGCUUUACUCUCCUACCAGCGCAGAAGACGAAUCCCAACACCUCCUCUUCCACAACCAAUUCAUCAGCGCCGUCAGAUACGUGGGCUGGAAAAAAGAGAGGAUCCUGGGAGAAUAUCCUGAUGGCAAGAUUAUUCUUGUUCUCCCUGAUGAUCCGAAGUAUGCAUUAAAAAAGAUUGAGGAGAUCAGAGAAAUGGUGGACAAUGAUUUGGGCUUCCAGCAAGUAAAGAGCAAAGUCCCAUCACAGACCAAAACCUUCCUCUUCAUUUCAAAUGAUAAGAAAGUGGCAGGCUGCCUUAUAGCAGAGCACAUACAAGAGGGCUACAGGGUUAUAGAGGAAUCUGUGCUGGAGGGUUCAGAGGGAGAGAAGUUGAUGUAUGAGCGUCAGAGAGCCUGGUGCUGCUCUACUGUUCCUGAACCUGCGCUCUGCGGCAUCAGCCGCAUUUGGGUGUUCAGCAUGAUGAGACGGAGAGGCAUCGCCUCACGCAUGAUCGAGUGCCUCAGGAACAAUUUCAUCUAUGGGUCACAUCUAAGUAAAGAUGAAAUCGCCUUCUCUGACCCCACACCAGACGGCAAACUCUUUGCAACACAUUAUUGUGGAACCUCUCAGUUUUUGGUCUACAACUUUGUCAGUGGCAAACGCUCAACCUGACAGGAUGAGGACAACAGAACAGAGCUGAGUUUUAUAAUAUUAACAUUUGAGAAGAGAAAUGGACUAACAAGACCUUAUUUCACUCAAUCAAACAAUGCACACAAGAUUCGAGAGAACACGAAAGAGAAACAGACACAAUAACAGCUCUUUUUGUUAAGAGUAUCCGUUUGACAAAAAUUGGCCUCGUUUCCUCACAGGAUGCAAAGUUGGACACUUUCACGGCCAGUUUUUUUCAAUAAUUAAUUUUAACUGAUGCAUCGCUCGGAGAAAGACAUCUGAAAUGUUCUCUCAGGUUUAGGUUGCAGCCUAUUUUAGGUCUCACCGUUUAGUGGAAGCCAUGUAGUCCAGUGCACAAUUGCAGAAUCGGUGUAAGUAUUUCUUUCUAGAACAUACAGGAAGAGCUUUUUUUCUACUGUAAGCAAUGCCUCGGUCGUGAGGCGACGACUUUUGAAUCUCAGGUUGAAAAAACAUCAUGAAUUUGUCAUCAAAAUCCCUUUAACCCCCGCAUCACGUCAGCUAUUUUCAAAGAGAGCGUAUUUUCCUGAAUCGAUGUGUUCCAUGUGCAUUUUACAGAGGUUUACAUGCAUGGCAUUGACUUUGGUGGAUGGUGAGUGAUUUCGAAGAAGUCGCUGUUUUUUUUGCACAACUCUGCCCGAAUGAAUUUGAUUCAUUUGUUUCUAAAACGCAUCAAGUGUGAUGAUUUGACAUGAUUGCCCGGUCAUAGUAUUCCAUUUACAUUUUAAUAUCUUUUAGAUUGAUUUUAUGUAUGUAUGUAUGUAUGUAUUUUGAUUGAAUUAUAUUAAUUUACACAUGAAAAA